AUUAAUCACCCCGGACCAUUGUGGUCCUGUCCUGUACACGGCGCCAGUACAGGCGGGCAGGCAGACAGAGGCAGCGAGGAAGAAGCAGAGGACGAGGGAGAGAGGGGGCAGGGUGGCUGCGGGGAGAAAGAGGGGCUGAGAAUGGUCGGGGAUCAGCCUGUAUGUCCACCUCACCUCCUGCUGCGGGGCUGGGGAGCAGUGCUGCUGUCUCAGUGCUUGUCCUCCGCGUUCUCCCAGAUCCCGGACCCUGAGCUUUUACCUACAGAUCCCCCAAAGAAGCCGGACCCUGUGACCUCCGAGACCGUUGUGUUCUGGGGGCUGAGGCUAUGGCAGGUCAUUGGCAUCUUUGCAGUGUUUGGUUUGGCAGUUGUUAUCACCCUGUGUUGUAUAUUCAAAUGUCGAAUCCCAAGGACCAAAAAGGAAAUAGAGGCGCGGCACGUGCAAAGGCAGGCAGCGAAGAAAUACGCCAACACAUUAGAGACAGUGCCACCUCUGAACGAGCUGACCGAGAUCCCAGGAUCUGCCCUCGAUGCCUCUGCAGUACAGACCGUGUCUGAGCAGGUCCGACCUCAAAGUACAGACAACAGCCAGCUCUCAGUAGUCAGGGUCAGCGAGGAGCAGUCCAGCUCCCUCAGUUUGCCUGAGACGGCAUAAAUUUCUUCCCCCUCCUUUUUUUCUAAUCUUCUGACUCAUGACUAAGGGACAUUAAAAAAGAAAAAAACAAACAUACUGUACACAUUCAGACACAAAAAUGUUAAAAGCCCCUCUCCUGCUUCCAUCACCAUCUAUCCUGCAGUCAGUCCAUAUCUCUUCCUUUAUUGCUUGAUGUUUGAAAUGUAUACACAGAAGACAGCGCAGUUUGAAUUUUCCAAUUUUUUGCUCGGCAGUGCAUGUAGUUGCAGUGCAGCGGUGAUAAUGUGCAGCGGCAGAAAAUGAAACUUGUGGCUACAAAAUACAGAUUGUACCGCUUCUUACGAAUACGAUUCCUUGAGAGCAGCCAGGCUUUUGUAGUUUAUACUUUUGUAUUUUGUGACGGUUUCUUCUUCCUCACAGCCCAGAUUUAAAAAAAAAAAAAAAAAGUAAAUGUGCAUAUUUCGCUUCGUUGGCACAUUUGCAUGAAAAUGUCAAAAUGAAUGAUGAUCUUGUGAACUUUCUGAGGAAAUGCUAAUGCAUGCAGCCCGUCUGUUUGUGCUCUAUUUUAGUCUUUUUCCAUACCUGUCUGUUUACUUUCCCUAAGAUUCAACUAUGAGUGAAGCAAAUUAUUCACACUAUCUUCUCGGGUUGAUUAAAAAUGAUUUUGGAUGUUAGCACAAUUAAAUGCUCUUGCUCUCUCUUG
Messenger RNA from Scophthalmus maximus (turbot), 1336 nucleotides. It is a transcript of the gene tmie, whose product is annotated as transmembrane inner ear. NCBI's taxonomy places the organism in Eukaryota, Metazoa, Chordata, Actinopteri, Pleuronectiformes, Scophthalmidae. The record is from RefSeq and is a predicted model, not a curated record. The transcript is spliced from 4 exons. Bases 142 to 654 code for a protein of 170 amino acids.